Molecule: messenger RNA, 1152 nt
Organism: Pundamilia nyererei
Lineage: Eukaryota; Metazoa; Chordata; Actinopteri; Cichliformes; Cichlidae
Gene: catip
Product: ciliogenesis associated TTC17 interacting protein
Exons: 9
Coding region: 166-1089 (307 amino acids)
Biological process (GO): cilium organization; actin filament polymerization
Source: RefSeq, a predicted model, not a curated record
CAACAGAGAUUUGGUCGUCAGCUUCCCUUCCGUAGCAGAAAAAUGCUAAGCAGGAAAAGUGUGGGAUAAGACUGCUUUGCAUAAAAUUACCCAGACAGACUGUCUGUCGAGGCAGGCGAGUGUCCUGUGAAGUUGCUCCCACACACUUUUCAGGCUGUUUUAAAGAUGGAAGCCACGCUGGGUGAACAGACUGCUGUGGGUUUUUCAGCGGGGACUGAAGGACCUGAACACCGACAGGAGCUGGAAGCCUCUGACGAAGCUGUCACGUUCAUGUCCGGCAUCGAGCCUGCCGAGCUGCAGAAGUGUGUGUUUGCAGACUCGCUGGUGACUGUAUCAGAGGGGGGGAGAGAGCUGGGGGAGUUCAGUGUGACGGUGGAGUUUGCCCGGAGAGAGCAGCCAUGCAUGAUGCUUCAUGCUCAGAGCCACGGAGCCAUUGAUGACUGCCCCUGUGGGACAGCAGUGACAGCCUACCUAACGACUGACCUGCAGGUGCUGGAGGAAGAUCACCAUGAAUAUGUCAAGCUCGAGGGCCAUAGUGUGGACAAAAGGUGUCACAUGGUGCAGCGUGAUGGGCUGAUGGUGAUCCAUAAGGUUACGACUGUGGGAGAGAUAAUUAACACCUCUUUUAGAGAGCUGGGUCAGAGGCAGCUAGAGGUCGGGGGUGAGCUCCUGGAUGUAUUUGGGGUAGAGAGGAUUAUUCAGUCCAUGGAGGGCAGCCCCAGUACCUGGCAGUGCUACUUCCUGGAUGAUGGGCAUCUGGUGACCAGAGUUCAGGUGGGGUCACCAGUCACCAUGAGACUUCUAGAGUUGCCAUCAAAGGCAGAAAAAGUAGAUUUCAAGAAGAUCCCCCUUGUGUGGGAGGAAGACAUGCAGAUGCGUUCUAAGUUUCUGGACAGAAAGGAAGAGCUUAAGGCCGACCACUCCUCAUACUUGAGACAGCAUCCAGAGAUUCGAGCACUAAUAUCUGACUUCCUGCAGUUGCUGUUGUUGAGGAAACCAGACGACGUCUUUCUGUUUGCCAGAGAGUACUUCACCCCUUUCACCUCCAAUCAUCCUGCAGACGCAGACCAGGAAGCCCAGUCCCUCUAGUCACAUUAUCACAUGCUCACAAACUGUCUCUUUACAAGCUUCAUAUAUGUUUGUUCAUGAGAA